GGGCGGCAAACAUGCUCGACAUCGCGCUUGUUGAUAACUCGCUGAACGGUUCACAACCACUACUGGUCCUCCAGACGACCUUUAGCUGCCAGACCGCCUGCCAUGGCGUGCUCGGCCCAUAACGCGUGCCUCCGUCGGUCAAUCUCGCAAAGAGCGAUGAGCAGCCAUUACCUGCAGGGCCUGAACGACGCCCAGCUCAAAGCCGUCCAACACCCUCCGGAUAUCCCGCUGCAAAUACAUGCUGGUCCUGGUACCGGAAAGACGAAGGUUUUGACUUCUAGAGUAGCUUACUUGAUCGAUCACUAUGGUCUGCGACCUGACAGAAUUUGCGCUGUAACCUUCACGAGAACGGCCGCCAGGGAGAUGUCAGCAAGACUGGUGACCCUUAUUGGAGAUCGUAGAGCGAGAGAAGUUCGGUUGGGCACUUUCCAUAGCGUUGCGGCGAAAGAGCUGAAGAAACACGCAAGCGUUGUUGGAUUGAAAAGUGACUUCGAACUCUAUAACCCAGCCGAUUGUACCACUGUAAUGAGUCUGCCUGUACAGGUACACGCUCAGGUGCUAGAACGAUGCAACGUCAGCCUGGAGGAUGGAUACUCCAUGUUCUACGAGUUGAUAUCGAAGGCAAAAGGCAAAGGCCUGACAGCAGAGGCUUUUCGUGAACAGGGCAUCAGUUUAACGGCGGAGCACUUCCGACUCGAGGAUCGUGAAGAAUAUAUGCGCGAGCUUCAUAAUUCAGCGCAUAGCAUAUUCAAGCAAUAUGAAACGAUCCUGAGGCGUUACAACGCUUUAGAUUUCGAUGAUCUCAUCAUAUAUUAUGAGCGGUUGCUCGCGGAGAACCCUACUCGGUGUGAUCACCUGCUGGUGGACGAGUUUCAGGAUACCAGCAUACUACAGUACGAAAUGACCAGGGGUAUACUGCAACAGAGGAAGGCUCUGACAACUGUCGGUGAUCCAGAUCAAUCAAUAUACGGCUGGAGAGAUGCUGAGGUUGGAAACCUCAAGAGAAUGCAAACUGACUAUCCCGAUACCGUGCAGAUACGGUUGGAGCAGAAUUACCGAUCGACCGGUAAGAUCGUGAAAACUAACAUGGUGAUCAUAGAACAAGAGCAAGGUAGAGUGCCUAAAACACUCAUAUCUACUCAUCCUAUGGGAAUUCAACCUGUUUUAUACACCGGAGUGGAGAAUUAUGAUGAUCAGGCCGAUUUCAUUGCUUCUGAAAUCCGACGGCUAUACGAAGAAGCCGGCGGUCUGCUUCGAUGGGAAGACUUCGCAAUUCUAGUACGGAUGAAUUAUGAGAAAAAGGUGAUUCAGCGUGCCCUCGAGGAGGAAGGCAUUCCAUAUAGGAAAUCAGACAAUUAUCACUUCCUUGACCGCCCAGAGGUUGUGAACCUCCUUGCAUUCCUUGAGCUCAUCUUGCCCCCUGAGUCAAUUCCCAAUCUGCUCCGCGCGAUUCCUAUCUCGAACAAACAAACCAAUAUGAAUGUGAUUAGGAGUGUCAUUUCAAACCCGUCGACAUUCGGCCUGUCUGGUCUAGAACUUUUGCAGCGCAUCCAUGAUGGCGAGGUAUCUGACGUCGACCACUCCACUCGUCAAGAUGUCGGGCCUUUUUUGGAACACAUGCAGCUGUUACGUGAGCGAACGGAUGCCGGAGAUAAGCCAUCGGCGUUGAUUCUGCGGACGUUGGAGAUCACAAACUAUGCACAACAUCUGGAGAACGAAUCAUCGAACUGGGAGAGCGCAUGGAAGAACGUGCAACAGCUUCUAUACACUGCUGCAAAAUUUGAGGAACGCUCCAAAGAACAGAAUGGGUGCCGUCUGCUUUCAGUCUUUCUCACGCAUCUCCGAGUUAUCACACGUCUCCGUUCUGUCAGUGAUCACGGGUUUGACAAUAAAGUCACCGUUACAACCGUCCAUGCAGCAAAAGGGCUAGAAUGGGCGGCGGUGUUCAUCCCAUCUGUGGUCGAGAAAACCUAUCCUGCUUACUUCUCCAAAGACGUGAACGAGGAGAGGAGGCUUUUGUUUGUUGCGAGCACACGCGCCAAGAUUCUGCUUUAUUUCGUGCAUCCAAGAAUGCCAUCGACGAAAGCUGUCCGCGGUGAUGCAGCUGCAAGUUCCGGAACGGAGCUCACCAGGUUCCUUACACCUCUCAAGGACGACGCAGAGUCGUAUCUGUCAAGUGAAUUGCCGAGCUUCACCGAAAAGGACCUCCACAUGAUAUCUGAAGUGCUGGGUAGACCGUUGCCCGACGAGUCUGAGCUGGUACAUACGGUGACGGAAACCAUAACAGCCUCAACAGGUCACCGCAAACUUGCUCUUUAGCAUUCAAGUGGCCGACAUACAUCGGUUGAUUAGACGGGCCACCUUGCACAAUCGAUUUGAGCGGGUGAAGGACAGAUGCAAAUCCAGACAUCAUCGUUAAUUCACUGGUUUGUGAUGUUCGCUGGGCAUCGAUGUCCGCGUCAAUCCCGUAAUGAUGCUUCAAACGUAUGCUCAGGCGGGAGGUCGCAAUUCGAGACUUCCAUGAACUCUAUCUUGUUGAAUACAUCUUUGUUCUGACACGUUGUUCCAGUAGAAUAGACUACUCUGCGUGUGAUAGAAGGAGAUAGAGAGUCGUUCUAAUAUAAAUGCGCACUAGAUUACUGUGAAC
Molecule: messenger RNA, 2647 nt
Organism: Laetiporus sulphureus 93-53
Lineage: Eukaryota; Fungi; Basidiomycota; Agaricomycetes; Polyporales; Laetiporaceae
Product: UvrD-helicase-domain-containing protein
Exons: 17
Coding region: 103-2319 (738 amino acids)
Biological process (GO): recombinational repair
Cellular component (GO): nucleus
Molecular function (GO): DNA binding; 3'-5' DNA helicase activity; hydrolase activity
Source: RefSeq, a predicted model, not a curated record